AGUGUAUAACUUUUAUUAAUGAGCUUGGUGGACGUAUUUAGGGCCUUUUUGCGAGGGUGCACCCACGAGGGUUAAGUAACUAAAAAUGGCAUGUACACUUAAUUACUCCUACAUCCUUGAGAUACAAACAAGUUUUGCAUUUUAUCACAGCUGUCUGUUUGCACCUGUGAUUCAUCCAUGAAAUUUGAGUAGAAUAGAAUACACUGAUAGCUUGUAGUAUAGGUGGCCUUCUACUACUAGAUGGUAAGCAAGGAUUUAGAAUUCCGGAAAUUCUGAUUUUCUUUAACUGGGUAUUUCUUGACUUAAUUAAAAGUGCAAAACAGGCACCACGCAUCAAUGCACAACCAGAAACCUGCAUACGAAUGACUGUUUUCAUUGGUUGACCAAUCCAUGAAGUCCCAACCUGUAAUAUCGGUGUGCUCACACGAGCUUGUUCUGGUGGUUGCUUGGUUCAUUGUGUGUCAGAUGCAGGAGUACAACUAUAUUAUAUACAUGUACACUCUAUACAUGGGGCUACACUUAGGUGUAAUCGGCUACAAUGAUUGAUGUAUAGCAGGUGGGGCCAUUAUGAUCCAGAGGAGGGCAGAGCUACGAGGACAUUCUAAAAAGGGUACUGUUGCUGGGUAGAGUUAUGGUGGUCAGGAGUGGACAUGUAAGAGUGCAGCAGGAUACUACACACCCCCAUGAUUCUUCGACCAAGUUCUAUCCUGUUCGUUGAGCCUGCAAGAAAUCUUCCUGAGCUCUCUGCACAGCAUGGCUUCCAACUGGAUGAGGUUCGCAACAUUAAUGGGCAGUUCUUAAUGCCAGGUUUUGUUGACACACACAUCCAUGCCCCUCAAUAUGUCUACACUGGCGCGGCCAUGGACUUAACUCUCCUGGACUGGUUGCAGAAGUACACCUUCCCCACCGAGGCCAAAUUUGACGAUCUGCACUUUGCCACCGAUGUGUAUCAGAAAGUUGUGCACCGUACCCUCAAGAAUGGAACCACGACCGCCUCCUACUUUGCAACCAUUCACAAGGAAGCCUCACUUAGGCUUGCUGAGAUUGUUGCAAGGUUUGGGCAACGAGCGUUUGUUGGCAAGGUGAACAUGGAUUCCCAUUCGCCCGAUUUCUACAAGGAAACUACCGAAAAGUCGAUACAAGACACCAUAUGGUUCAUCGAGCAAGUGCAGUCAAUGGACAACCCACUUCUCACCCCGAUUGUGACACCUCGCUUUGCCUGCAGCUGUAGUAUAGAUCUCAUGAAGAGACUUGCAGAUAUUGCUGAGCAGUAUAAGCUGCCAAUUCAGACGCACAUUUCAGAGAACAAGGAAGAGAUUGAUUUCAUCCGGAGACUUUUUCCGACGUGUUCCAGCUACACCGAUGUCUACAGGCAGUGCGGAUUGCUCACCAGCAGGACCAUACUCGCCCAUGGUAUCUACUUGGAUGAGGAGGAGCUCCAAACCAUCCAAGACUAUGGUUGCGGUAUCGCCCACUGUGCUUGCUCCAACUUCUCGCUGAAAAGCGGAAUUCUGGAUUUGAGAAAACUCAUUGAAAAGGAUAUCAAAGUUGGUCUCGGCACAGAUGUGUCCGGUGGUUAUACCCCCUCCAUGUUGGGCAGUAUUCGCCAGUCCGUCAUCGCAUCCAACGUGCAAGAGUGCCAGCAGAGAAACAGCUACCGGAGCGUGGACUUCAAGGGGAUGUUCUACCUGGCUACGCUGGGUGGCAGCAAAGUUUUGGGUCUCGAAGACAAGAUUGGAAACUUUGAAGUGGGGAAGGACUUUGACGCAAUCUUAGUGAACCCGACAGUUGCCAACAGUCCCUUUGAUGUCUUCCACUCGACGUACUGCGAUACAAUUGAGGAUGUGGUUCAGAAAUUCCUGUAUCUAGGCGAUGAUCGGAAUAUUCAAGAGGUUUAUGUGGCUGGCAAGAGAGUUAUUCCUGCUGAAGACAGGACAGCCUAGAAUGAAAGGCAGUUUCUGGAGAGAAGUAUUUGGGGUGGAAGAGUCUGACUUGAGUCAGUGACUCGACUUGAGUCAGACUCGAGUCACAAGUUUUGGCAAAGUUCCGUAUACAUUUUGCAAGAUUAUGUCAUUUAUAUGCAACUACAUAUCACCGAUGGGGGGUCUGAUUGGCUCAUCCCUCAAGUUGUACACAUUUUGUACAAUCUUUGAUAUUGACACCGGAUAUUGCAGAAAGGCUAUCAAAUAAGGGUGCCUGAUAAAAAGUUACGGGAGUGGCAGGGGGUGACGACCGUGUACUGUGUGCAGUGAAGGGAAAGCUGACUGGGAAGAGCAAUGCAAGUCCAACUUGAUCCAAGCCUAGCUUGUUACGAGAACCAGUGAUGCCUUGAGGGUUUUCCCACGAGUCUCAGCUUUGUAGGGUAUCAGCUAAUGUUACUUAGUAAACUACCAAUUUUCAAUGGAAUCUGUGCAAAAUGCAAAUGGAACGUGGCUUAGCAUAGGAGCUUUGACUGAGUAUGGGUGCACAGGAGUUAAUGUGCUCAUUAACUCCUGUGCACACUUACCCAGUGGCUUUGCAUGGGAAGAUCUGUUGUCUAAUGCUAGGUCUAGGUCUUCACUCCAUUAGAAAUGCGUGGAGAUGCGCAGACAAUAGACCUAGCCGUAGCUCUGGAAGCCUGUUUCGGACACGGCCAUAACAUGACAUGAGCUUGGCGAAUGGUAUAUGGUACCAGUUUUCCUUAAAAUGAACACAAAACCAUCACCUUUUUUUGCAUGAGGUGCACUUCCGUCAUUAACUAGCAGGCUCUGUAGUUUUAUUAUCAUGGCUGGUGGUGUGCAGAGAGUCUCUGUCAUGUUUAUACUCUCCUGUCAUUUUGAUUCUGGCUUUUUCUUGUCGACUUCAUUUGGCUUGUCAGUAUUUAUUCUCAUGUGACAAUAAACGAGGGGCCCUCAUAGGCACGAUAGAGUUUCCGCAUCAGGGUUUUGAUGAAAUGACCACGCAGGUUUAGGUGGUGGUGCUGGUCCACUGGGUUUAGCCAGUCAGGAGACAGUAUGUGAGCAGAUGAAGCCUGUGCUUCAUGUUCACCGACUUAUUCUGGCCAGAAUUAUGGAAUGUCCAAAUCCGAAAUUGUCUAGAUUGUGACAGAGUGAAAAGGUACUAUGCUGAAUAGCCAUUCAGAGUUUUUUGUAAAAAUAGGAAGAUUUUACUUUUUUUGGUGAAUGGCUAUUCAGAGUUGUUUUUCAAAAUAAGUAAGAUUUUACUUUUUUAUAUAUAUAAGUUACAAAUUUAAAGGAGAAGAUACAUGUAUAUAUAUUUAAAAGUUAACUUACAUGUUUUAAGGACGGAUGUGAGAAAAACUAGAGCUGUUGUUACAAGGAAGGAAACAGGAUUUAAACAGUGUUAGGUUUUACUGUAAUAAAAUAACGAAGGCUUUCUAUUCCAAAGUCAGUUUAUAUCCAUGUACUGCAUGUUCCUUUGGCUCAGGGACUUUGAAAUCGUCCAACAGAUACGACAGUGGCUUCCAAGGAAAAAUAUAAAAACUGAUCUCAUGGAACACACAAUCAUCUAUUACAUGUAUAGGUUAUGUACCUGCACAUCCAAUAGCUUGUCUUCGUGAGGUGCCAAUUUCCAAGUCAAGUGUGUUUUGGGUCACAAUUAAGCCUUUAUUUAAUUACUUAUCAUGAUUAUAGUAGCAUCUCUAUGAACAUUAUGUAACAAAACUUACGUGAAGUACAUUUUGUAAUACAGAUACAAUAACAUUGGAAGCAGAAGAUUAAAAAUUAAAAUUCCAGUAAACCAAAAUCUUUUCCUUACCACUGGAUAUAGAUGUACAUGUAAUUAUGUCAAUGCUGCGUGGCCUCAAAGGCUUUUGGCAAGUGACUCAUCAAUGUUAACACAGGUUUGUUGUGAACUCAGGGGAACGACGUGCCAAAGAUUGUAGCUACAUGUAAUUAAAAAUGGAAUGAUGUAUUACA
Acanthaster planci (crown-of-thorns starfish) is the source of this 3917-nucleotide messenger RNA. RefSeq names its product guanine deaminase (gene gda). Gene Ontology annotation, cellular component: cytosol. Gene Ontology annotation, molecular function: zinc ion binding; guanine deaminase activity. Lineage: Eukaryota; Metazoa; Echinodermata; Asteroidea; Valvatida; Acanthasteridae. The record is from RefSeq and is a predicted model, not a curated record. Gene Ontology annotation, biological process: guanine catabolic process.